AUGGGCAAUAACAACACGGCCGACUGUGACUCGACCGCACGAAUUACUGCAGUGUCCCCCUUUGCCAUGGUUCUUGGACAGUCGAUAAGAGACUGGGGGACACUUUCACCAAUCCUGCGAUCGAUCGACGACUGGGUCAAUGGGACGUCUGAUCAAGGCGUUCGCCAGCAGCGAUGCUGCAGGGAAGAAUUUGCCAGCAUCGGCCUGCUUCUCCGGCAUUGCCAAGAGAGACACUCCCUUUCUAAGGCGCCAACCUCCCAGGACGCCGUCAGUCCCGAUCAAGACGAUGUCGACAAGGCCCAUUGGGGUUCCUUCUUAUUCUGUGAUGACUGCGGUACAAAACACCCGGAGACACUUGUGCCGGUGGAUUCUUCUCAAUCCCCCGUCUCCGCCGUGGAAAGGGAGCCCUUCAGGUGCGAAGACUGCGGCGAAACAUUCAAACUGGAGCGGAAUCUUCGGGAGCAUUUGGCUAAGACGCAUGGGAAGGACGAUGGCUUGCCAUGCGGGCAAUGCGAUGAGACGUUUGCCACAGAGGAUUACCUUAUGGCGCACAUCCGCAAGGACCAUGGCGAUCCCAAGCCGCUCAAGUGCCAGGAACCCAAAUGCGAGAGCUCAUUCGCUUCAAGGUAUAAUCCGAAUGAGCAUGUUGUUGCAGUGCAUCGCCAGGUAAAGGCUUUCAAAAUGCUCAAAAUGCCCAGUGUCAUAUGCUCGAAAAACGAGCCCGACUAUGCACGUCAGGGAAAAGCAUGGCAACGCACAGAAAUUCAAGUCGAUCUUGGUGUAUGCAAGGCUGAAUUUGUUCGGAAAGGCGAUCUCAAAAGGCAUAACAAGAAUGUGCAUGGCAUUAAUGAAUAG
This is a messenger RNA of Trichoderma citrinoviride, 855 nucleotides long. RefSeq lists its product as hypothetical. The transcript has 3 exons. Gene Ontology annotation, molecular function: chromatin insulator sequence binding. Lineage: Eukaryota; Fungi; Ascomycota; Sordariomycetes; Hypocreales; Hypocreaceae. Gene Ontology annotation, biological process: regulation of transcription by RNA polymerase II. The record is from RefSeq and is a predicted model, not a curated record. Bases 1 to 855 code for a protein of 284 amino acids. Gene Ontology annotation, cellular component: chromosome.